AUGCUGCAGACCGAGUCCUCGGAUGGAAAUAAGAUGCAGUGCUGCUGUUGCUGUUGGCCGCCGUACUUAUGCUGCCUGGCUCUUUCAAUCCUGGAUACUGCCGUAGUGGGUAUUAUCACAUUUCGUGCUGCUGACCUCUUUUACAGAUCCGGAAAUGAGUGGAGCUGGAUCAAUGUUAUUGUAUUUGCCAUUUCAUUGGGUCUAUUCCUGUGCGAGCUAUUGGCAAUGUCAACAUUGGCGUUAUCACGCCAUCGAAACAACUCACGUUACGUAUUACCCAGGCUGACGCUACUUAUGGGCCAAUUUGUUGUUGCAGCUCUCAUCAUAAUUAUAUUGAUUUUUUAUUUCACGGGAUACUCCGAAACGCUCAAUAAUGCUGUCAUCAAAACUUAUCAAGUGAGUUGUUUUGGUAAUUUUUUUAAAUAA
Messenger RNA from Gongylonema pulchrum, 426 nucleotides. The record is from the annotation of a GenBank genome assembly. Lineage: Eukaryota; Metazoa; Nematoda; Chromadorea; Rhabditida; Gongylonematidae.